CAGUCUGUCCAACCAUGGGAGCGGCGGACCUUCCCUCUGGCUUACAGUCCCCAGGCAGAAUGUGAGGAGCAGCUGGAUGCACAGGACAUAGCAGCCCGCUGCACUCGCCGCACCUCAGGCAGCAAGACUGGCCGGGAGACAGAGGUGGCACCCACCUCACCUCCUGUUGUCCCUCUCAAGAGUCGGCAUCUGGCAGCAACAGUUGCAGCUCAGCGCCCAACUCACAGAUGAACAGAAUUGAGACUAUACAGACUCACUACUUAUUGGCAUUAAAGCUUCAGAAAUCUCUGCGUUUGAUAUUCAAACAUCAUAUGCUGGAAUUUUCACAGUUUUUAGUGAAUUUAAGGAAUUUAGAUCCUCCUUUGGUUGGUUUGGUUUUGUUGUUUCUGUUUUCUUGUUUUGUUUUCAUGUCACACCUGAGCACUUCCUCCAAUUGACAGACAAGUUCAGGAAGAGACCCUGUUGGCCUGGUCCUGCAUAUCCUCUGCACUGUUGGAUCACUGGACUUCCCAAUGUUAGAUGAUCACCCUCUCCCUUGCACCUGUGGGGUAGGGUGGACCAGCCAGAUGGCAGCAGGUGGAAAGCUCCAGGUCAGCACAGCCUCCUUAGGUUAGGUUGGGAUAGAGCAAGAGCAGUCUGGGCUCUUACCUUUCCCACCCAUCUGAGGCUUGGCUUGGCUUAGCCCCAGCUGGGCACCCCCUCCUUCCUUGGUCUUAUGUGCUGGAACACCUGUCUAGCCAGCUUCUUUGUUCUGUUGGCCAGUUCUUCUUAAUGAACUUUGGGCCAGCAGUACAGCUAGCUUCCUGUCACCUGGACCUUGAAAACCUGUUUUCAGUUUCAUCUGCAUUUGGUUAUCCGUCUUGGCUCCUUGAAUGCAGUACCCUGCUGCAGCUGCUCAGGUCACCCUAUUCUACCCUUCCCUGUCUUCCUCUCCCACCCAUGCACACAGACACAUUAGUCCUUCCACUCCUAGCAUCUAUGACGAUAGGGUUUGGACUGCUUAACCCAUUCCCUCUCCCCUACAAACUAGGAAGUCUGUGGAGUACACAGCAUCACUUCUGUAUCAUGUUUUCACUGAGUAGUUCACAUGUCAUGUUUCUUUCAUGUCCCCAUCAGACAGUCACUUAGACUCUCCCUCUUCUCCGCUCCCCUUGCCUGUGGAACACUGUCUGGUCCUAGCUGUGGUUUCCAUUGUUCCCCACCAACCUCCUGUUAGCCUUGUGCCUGUCUCAUGUAUAAUCACAUCACCAAAAAAGGGGAGGGGGAAAGGAAUUUUCUUUUUCUGCCAUUUUAUAAUCAUACAAAAAUAAUAGGCAGACUGCUUAAUGGUUGGGGUUUUUUCACAAUUUUCAACAUUAGUGAUUUUUUUUUUCUGUUUGCAAGUUAAAAGGUUUGUCAUUGUUUCUUUAAACAACAAUAAUGCACCAUAUCCCUAUGCAUAAAGUGCUUCUUCUAUUUAUAAGGUUGAAAAUUCUGAAUAACCCUUUUAGCAUUGUAAAAAAAAA
Molecule: messenger RNA, 1505 nt
Organism: Cricetulus griseus (Chinese hamster)
Lineage: Eukaryota; Metazoa; Chordata; Mammalia; Rodentia; Cricetidae
Source: RefSeq, a predicted model, not a curated record